AUGGAUCGGAGGAUCACCUCAUCUGAUGAUGCAGCUCAACAAGAUCUAGUAUCUGAAAUUCACGGUGAGAUCAAAAUCCUUAACUCUGCUUUUUCAUUGAACGAAGCAGAUCAAAAUUUUAGCUGUCAUGUUUCUCAUACUCCACCUGUAAGAGUAAGAACUGGUGGUUUUCAAGAUCCAGGUCCUAGUAAUCAAGGAGAAAGUAGUGAGAACAAUACAGUAACAGAAAUUUAUGAUAAUCUUUGUAAAGUUUUUGAUGGGUCCAUAUCAUAUACUGUUCAGACAACAAUAGGGUCCUCACCGGACCCCACAUCAUCUACUGGAUCUUUUGUAUAUGAUGUGGAAACGGAAACACCUGCCACAUUCUUUCAAGAUCGUCAUGGCUUUGGCUUUGACAACAGUGGAGAUUUAUCUGAUAUUCUAGAAGUUGAUGAUGCUGAUGUUGAUGAUAGAGUAAUGUCAUCCCAGUAUAAAUUAAGCAAUACUUACUGCUAUAAGUGUAACUGGGCUGAUUUUUCAACUCACUACUACUGCAUUCAUAUUUCAAUUUUAGGAGCUGGCCUUUAUUGA
Lactuca saligna is the source of this 570-nucleotide messenger RNA. The record is from the annotation of a GenBank genome assembly. NCBI's taxonomy places the organism in Eukaryota, Viridiplantae, Streptophyta, Magnoliopsida, Asterales, Asteraceae.